AUGAAGUUUCGUUUUUUAUGUUGUCUAUACUUGUUGACAAAUGUGUAUGGAGCGGAGAAAGCUUCCGGUAUAUCUCAGUUUUGGACGGAGGACUUCAAAGUAUUCGAUCAAGUCUACGGUAGGACGUCGGAUAAGGACCUUUAUGGUGAAAAACUUCCACCAACUGUUACUUACAAUGUUGAUAUCACCAAACCAAUACAUUUGACCGACAAAAAAGAAAUUUACACCAAGGAAAAACUUAAUCCAUUAGUUUAUAGCGACUUCAAUAACCCAAAUAUUCUGAAUUAUGUCUAUACAAAGAAGAAACCCGCUUUACAAUUCAUCAGUCUAUCAAACUUGAAGUCUAUCAGCGAAGCAAACGAUCCGGAAACAUAUAACUAUUUGAAACAUUUGGAGGAAAUGACCAAAAAGAACAGAAUUACACAGAAGAACACAUUAGAAAACGAUUCAGACGCGGAAGUUGAUGAGGCGUAUAGAAGCAUCCAAGAGAUUCUGGACGCCCAUGAAGCGAACAAACAAGAAUCUGCUGAUUCCGACGAAAGACCACACAAGACACAAAACGAUUUGAAAUAUUUAAGAGGCAGGAACAGGAAUAAAGUGAGACAAAUAAAUGGGAACAGUCUGAAGUCGCGACAACCUACUAGGUUCAGAAAAUCUCCGUCAACUGUCCACGUGGCUUCACGACCAUAUUUGAGGAAAAUACGCUAUCAUUACACUAGCUAG
Molecule: messenger RNA, 723 nt
Organism: Danaus chrysippus (African queen)
Lineage: Eukaryota; Metazoa; Arthropoda; Insecta; Lepidoptera; Nymphalidae
Source: the annotation of a GenBank genome assembly